CGUUGGUAGCCCAGCGUGUCCUGGUGUCUGUUCGCGGAGGGGCUGCACCAUAGGAAAUAACUGGGCUUUUGGACCCUGUGGGGUCGGUGCGUCGCCAUUGAUCCUCGUCUACCAAUCCCGUUCGCCUUUCGCAGCGCCUUUGUACCACCGACGGGCACGGGCCGGCGGCGCUCCGCUCUGGAUGAGAGGGGGACGGUGCUUCCGGCCGCAGCAGGAGACGGCGACGAUGGCUUCUCCAAGGACGGUUACCAUCGUGGCUCUCUCGUUCGCUUUAGGCCUGUUCUUCGUCUUUAUGGGGACCAUUAAGCUCACCCCGCGGUUAAGCAAAGACGCCUACAGUGAAAUGAAACGAGCCUACAAGAGCUACGCCAAGGCCCUGCCGGGCCUGAAGAAGAUGGGCGUCAGCUCGGUGCUCCUCCGGAAGACCAUCGGCACCCUGGAGGUGGGCUGUGGCGUCGUGAUGACCCUGGUGCCCGGGCGGCCCAAGGACGUCGCCAACUUCCUGCUCCUGCUGGUCAUGCUGGCCGUGCUCUUCUUCCACCAGCUGGUGGGGGACCCCCUGAAGCGCUACGCCCACGCGCUGGUCUUCGGCAUCCUGCUGACCUGCCGGCUGCUGGUGGCGCGCCAGGGCGAGGACCGGCCGGAGCCGGAGGCCAGCCGGGAGGAGCAGGCCAACGCUCGGGACAAGAACAAGGUCAAGGUGUCGUAGGGCCGCGCCAGGAGGAGACGGGGCCGCCCCAGGAAGAAGAAGACCGCCGCCACAAACGUGACAGCCGCAGCCUUCCCAGCUUCCUUUUCACCUGCUCCGGUUCGCCCCCCCGUUUAGCACUGUAGCCCCGCCCACAGUCGCGCCCGUGGCCACUGUUUCCAUACAGAUCUCCGUAGACACUGAGGGGAGAAUCCGCGGCUCCCUUCCUUCUGAUCCACGUAGGUUCCAAGUAAAUGCAUUUUAUUUCCUUCACUAGCGUAACGUUUCGAGCACACACGUGAGCUCUGUGAAUGCUGAUGCACCGCCUGUUGGAAACGUGAUGUUUUUUUCAGCCCUGUAAUACGGAUGCCGUCACACAGAUGUGAUAACGUCUGUAUUUCCUGUGAGAUUGGUUUCUACUUUAGCUUCAAUACAGAAGGCAUGAUUUUCCCUGCUGCCAAACUGUGACCCGACUGUCCUUCCACUGCUAUGGAAUGGGUAGUGUGUUGCACAGGGAAAAUUGGGCCCCGGGUCUUAGAAUGAACAUUGCGAAUGGCUGUGCUGUUCAGGCAAGCAUGGGGGAACUCUGGGCAAGGUGGCGAGACAUUUCCUUUUGCUUUCUGAACACUAUCGAUAACGGACUUGGUUGGUUAAUAAAGUGUGUUUUUGUCUUGUGCUGUUAUUUGCUAUCUGUCUGUCUCCGAGAUCCUCUCUCUCCCCUCCUUCGAAGAGCAUGCAGUGUUCAGGAAUUCCUUUCUCGUAGAGACUGGGUGAAACUGCCUCCUGGUGAACUGAUGGGGUCCCACACACGUGCUGUCCUGGCUCUGCAGGUCCUUUCCUCUUGGUUUAAAAUGGCAUGGCUGGAAGAAAGUAAUCACACUUGUGCUGUUUAAUCCCCGUUCCUCAUUUACUUCCUUGUCUGACCACUAAGGGGGGAAAGUCUUUUGGCUGUACUGUGGGUGUAUUGUUUUUACUCUGUGUUGUUCUGUUAUUGUUAUAUAAAAUGGCAAAAUGUUUUGAACUGUGAAAAAGCUCAAACAAAGGUGUUCUAUUUCGGUGCCUCAUGGAAUGAAAGGGUAAUACAGCAUCUCCCUGUGAUGUGGCUUUAUCAGUGUGGUUUUUUUCUUUGUCAGCCCGUGGCUUGUCCCUGCAAGGAAACGGGUUCAGAAAUAAUACAGUGGAGGGAGAACAGCACCAGGCAACACCAUGGGAAUUUUCACGCUUCUCAUGAUACAGAUCUGUGGCACAGUUUUUGAAAAACAUCCUUCUCAAAAGUCAUCUUUUACAACUUGGAUUUAAAAAUACAUUUUUACUGUGACAUUUUAUCAUGGGAUCUGUAGGGUAGUGUAAUUUAAAGAACAUACGUUUUAAAAAGUAAAAUUGCACUAUUUUUAAUGGUACACUAAAUGGAAAUAACUCAGGUGCAGUCUCCCGUAUGUUUGUAAGAGAAUUAUUUCACACGGAUCAUGAAACAAUACGGUAGUGUCAGCCCUGGAGAAAAGCACCAGACCUAUGGCUGCUUUUUCCCUGUAAAACCUAAUGAGCUAAAUAAAGACACCUCUUUGGGAAGAAAUA
Lepisosteus oculatus (spotted gar) is the source of this 2263-nucleotide messenger RNA. It is a transcript of the gene tmem35, whose product is annotated as transmembrane protein 35. Lineage: Eukaryota; Metazoa; Chordata; Actinopteri; Semionotiformes; Lepisosteidae. The record is from RefSeq and is a predicted model, not a curated record. Gene Ontology annotation, biological process: positive regulation of protein localization to cell surface; chaperone-mediated protein complex assembly. Gene Ontology annotation, cellular component: endoplasmic reticulum. Gene Ontology annotation, molecular function: acetylcholine receptor regulator activity.